This is a messenger RNA of Astrephomene gubernaculifera, 385 nucleotides long. Lineage: Eukaryota; Viridiplantae; Chlorophyta; Chlorophyceae; Chlamydomonadales; Astrephomenaceae. The record is from the annotation of a GenBank genome assembly.
CACGCGCCCGCCGCUGGCGCUGUGGAACGUGGAGGUGGGGCCGGGGGGCGCCCACGACACCCGCCCGCUGGGGCCGCGAGACUGGUACUUCCAUGCGAACGCGUACAUGCGGCUGAAGGAGGACCAAAAGAUCGAUAACAGCAGUCUUCACCGGGAGGCUCGCGCGGCGCAGUACGACAUGCCGACCAAUGCCGUACAAGUCCUGGAUCUGCUGGGAGAUACGGCAGAUCCAGAUUUUCCCAUCUACCGUACGGGCGACUACGGCGGUCUCGUCUACACGCUGUGUACGGCACUGUACGACCUUGUAGGCGGCACGUUGACUGUGUAUGAGGGGAACCCGCGGGAGGGGGCGGUGGGGUUGGUGCUAAGUCUGGAGACAUUGAUG